AUGACUAGCCCGGUGAAACGAGCCCCUAAGAAAGCUGCUCCCCGGGGAAAGUGGAGCGAGGCAACGCUAUUGACCAGCGAGAAGUCGGUGUUAGUUCACGCGGAUCUGGUGAAACUACUCGCCAGCCCCGAAGCUUGGAAUUGUCUAGAUGAAAGCGACAAACAAGAGAUCCUAGCUCUUCUCCCCGCAGAUAUCCACCCCGAAACCGAGCUCCAGCCAGACAGCCAAGAACAAAAGUUACCCCCAUUACCUGCGUCAUUCUUGCGCUACUCGAAUAAUUGGCGCGAUGGCCUUCGUCAAUUCCAGCUCGACCUUGAGAAUGGUCGCUACGACCCUGAAUGGUUGCGACAAGCAGAGAAGGCUCGCAAGCAGCGGGAAAGUGGUGAUUUCGACACCUUUAAAGAACGGGAGUUCGAACAGUUCUGGGGCCAGAAGCAGAAUUUCAACAAGAGGCUUCCCGCUGGUGACAGUGCUAAGAUCAAAUUGAGCGUGCUUGUUGAACAUGGUGUGAUUCAGCUCGGUGAUGUCUGGAGGUUUCGUUUUGGGUUUGGGAAGGGCGAAAAUAACAUUAAGAUUGAUAAGGAAGUCAGGAUUGACCGCAUCGAGGGCUCAGACUUGUCAUUUACGAUUCCUACUGGGAGACGAACAUUCCUCUCAAGUGCUCAUCCUGGAGCCCAGAAAAUGGAACCAUCACCCAUUGAAAGCGACAUCAAGAUGAAAGUCACCCCUACAACCCCCCAGGAGGUUCUUGCAGAUGCCGCAAAGGUCUCAUCGGACACUGAAGAACCGACCAUCGGGCAUAGCAUCAAACAGGAGCUUCCUACUCCAAAUCCACCGGAGAUCCUAGAGAGGGAUGCAGAGGAACCAGCUGAAAAUCCACCAAGAUUAUCCAAGGUCCCAAACGUUACCGAUUCCACUGCGGAAGUGGCGGAUGACACCGUGGAUGUAAUCCUGCCACAAGAAGCAAAUGAAACAGCCUCCACAGCCGAUGCUUCACUCGGAGAUAAUCAAGACACCGGAGCUUUUCAGGUCAUCAUCGUGAACCAGAAUGAUAGUCCCAAACCCGCCAACAAAAGCUUCAAACGCCGGACACCCCAACCGGAAUCUGAACCUCCAGCAAAGCGCAAGCGAGGUAGACCUCGCAAGAUCUCGUCUGUCCCUGAACCCGGGACAGAGACAGUACCAGAUCCGGACAAACAGGAUGUUACCAGUCCCGCAGUCGACACCCCAGCCAACGCAGGCAUAUCUGUGGAAAUAGUCAAAUCUCCAUAUCAUUUGUCCAAUUCUGCAUCAUCAGAAGCAAUGCGAUCAAACACACAAACGAAGGACCCUGAACAAAGUACAGAAACUUCACCACCUACAGAUAUCGAGAUGCGGGACGCAGACGGGCCAACUAUCCAGACCAGCUUUCCACCCCCAGGAUCAUUCACGGACCAUGAACUCCCAGAAAAGUCCGUGGAAACCCUAGUACAAGCCGGAGAGUUGAACCAAAGCGAAAAGUCUACUGCGGCUCUAACGGCUACGACCAACACAAACCCAUACGAACCCGAUAGAAUCGAAGAACAAGAAGAGCCCGCAUCAUCCCCACUUUCCCCAGCCAGAUCAAUGACAAACCCACCAUCCACCCAGCCCCAGAAAGAACCGGAACAACCCACCGAUGAAGCAGACCAUCAACCACAGCCUGAGGCUAAGGCAGAGGCAAAGGUCGAGGCCGAGGUAGAGUCCAAGGAAGCAGCGCAAAAACCCGAACCGGAGCAGCUCGAGGUAACGGUCACAAUUCAAAACAUUAAAACCCCAAGCCCCGUCAUCACCCACAUCUUGAAACUGGACGGACGAAAGCCUGACGGCAGAACUGGAAAUUCCUGGAAGGAAUUCCGUUGUUACCGGAAUAAUCAGGACAUUGGGAGUCUUUGGGAGUUGCGAGAGGCGUGGUAUUUGAAGCAGAAAUGA
Penicillium waksmanii is the source of this 1950-nucleotide messenger RNA. RefSeq lists its product as uncharacterized. The record is from RefSeq and is a predicted model, not a curated record. The transcript is spliced from 3 exons. The coding region runs from base 1 to 1950 and encodes 649 amino acids. NCBI's taxonomy places the organism in Eukaryota, Fungi, Ascomycota, Eurotiomycetes, Eurotiales, Aspergillaceae.